Triticum dicoccoides is the source of this 2072-nucleotide messenger RNA. Its product is annotated as pentatricopeptide repeat-containing protein At5g18475-like. The record is from RefSeq and is a predicted model, not a curated record. The transcript has a single exon. The annotation marks the transcript as partial. Gene Ontology annotation, cellular component: mitochondrion. NCBI's taxonomy places the organism in Eukaryota, Viridiplantae, Streptophyta, Magnoliopsida, Poales, Poaceae. Gene Ontology annotation, biological process: RNA processing; mitochondrion organization. Gene Ontology annotation, molecular function: protein binding; mRNA binding.
CUCGCGCGCCUCAUCGCCUCCUCGCAGUCCGGGCAGCGCGCGCUCGACCUCUUCAACGCCGCCGCGGAGCAGCGCGGGUUCUCGCACACCGCGUCCACCUUCUCCGCGCUCCUCAUCCGCCUCGCGCGCGCCCGCCUCCCGUCCGCCACCACCGCAGUCCUCCGCCGCGCCGCCUCCGCGCCCUGCCGCUUCCUCGAGCCGCACCUCCUGCCGCUCCUCCGCCUCCUCCCGCCCGACCACGCCCUCGCGCUCCUCCGCCUCCUGCCGUCGCUCCUCCACCGCCGCCGCGUCUCGCACAAGGCCCUCGCCGUCUGCCUCGACCGCCUCGUCUCCUCCCGCUGCCCCGACGUCCUCGCCGACCUCAUAGCCGACCUGCGCGACCCCCGGAACAAGUACCUCCCCGCUCCCAACACCUGCGUCUACAACAUCCUCAUCAAGCACUACAUCAAGAACGGCGACUCCGAGACCGCCUUCAGGGUGCUCGAUGAAAUGCGUGAGUACACCUGCGGCGAUGUGAGGCCAAACCUGGUCACCUAUUCGACAUUGUUGGGUGGGCUCUGUCGUGCUGGUAAGAUGAAGGAAGCGUUUGAGCUAUUCGAGGGGAUGAUCGAGAAAGACCACAUCGUGCCGGACCAGCUGACAUACAAUCUGAUCAUCGACGGAUUCUGCCGUCUGGGGCAGGUGGAGAAGGCACGGACAAUCUUUGGAUUUAUGAGGAAGAAUGAGUGUGAGCCAAAUGCUUUCAACUACGCAACUCUUAUAAAUGGACACUGCAAGAAAGGGGAAGUGGAGGAUGCAAAGCUGGUGUUCGAGGAGAUGAGGACUGCUGGGGUGGAACCAGACGCCGUCAGCUACACGGCAUUGAUCGGGUGCCUUUGUAGACAUGGGACUGUCGAUGAGGGGAUCAAUCUUCUGAUGGAGAUGAGGGAGAAGGGAUGCAAGGCUGAUGUUGUCACAUACAAUCUGCUGCUUGAAGGGCUGUGCAAAGAUGGGCGGAUGGCAGAAGUGAUGGACUUGCUUGGGAGGUUGCCAGAGGAAGGAGUUCAGUUGAACGUCGCAAGCUAUCGGAUUGUGAUGAAUACUCUGUGCUCAAGUGGAGAUAUGGAGAAGGCCGUUGGCUUGCUGGGAUUAAUGCUCAGAAGAGGGUUUUUGCCGCACUAUGCAGCCUCAAACAAACUUUUGAACGGUCUGUGCGAUGUUGGGCGAGUGGCAGAUGCGACAGCUGCAUUGUAUGGAUUGGCCAAAUUUGGGUUCAUGCCAGAGGCUAGUUGUUGGGCAAAGCUGAUUGAGGCUGUGUGCCGGGACAGAAAACUUAGGAGAUCUGUUGAGCUUCUGGAUGUCUUAAUUACGGGAGGGUGAACAAGUUACCUCAGUGCAGCAUGGGUUACUUUGGCCGAUUUUUUACCUGAAGUAGGAUACAAAUCAGGUAUGAAGAUCGCUCGAAAACGGAGUGAUGGCACAUUGAAGGGAUCACUUUCACAUAAGAUGAUCAGGCUUGACCCCAAAUGGCGAACAAGAUGCAGUCCAGGAAAUAACUCAAAAGGGUCGUUUGAUCUGCAACAGGACCUUGCGUACAAUCAAACUUGGACAAGGACGGCAACCUGAGCCAAUUUGCGAUACAUCCACAACCAUUCAUUCUGAUUUGGGGAGGGGGGCAUUUGAGGGUGGGCACAGGACAUUGACUACUUUGAUGUUUUCGUGCCCGUAGUAAAAAUAAUUUGCAUCAUCUCUGGCCGAGGAGACCGAAGAUGCAAAAACCAUGUGGAAGACUGGUGCUCAUUCCCCGUAUUCGUUGGUGCGUUUUUUCUACUAUUUUUGAAGACAUUUAGCUGACUUGCUGUUCACCGAUGUUCAGAUCACCGAAACCAAUGUCAUGAAUUGCAUCCACUGUAUCUCACUCGUGCUAAAUGUUCUUGUGCUAUCAUUCUCUGCACUCUUCAGCCAAAAUGUUCUCAUCCAUAUAUAUGAUUGUAGUUUUUUGCUUCAGUACAUGUUUUUGUUUUUGUUGUAAAUGCCGGUUAUGAGGCAGAUAAUUAUGUGUAAGAUGGAUAAAUUUUCCUUGGUUGGCUUCA